AUGGUUCACUUCAUUCCUAUGCAAUUCACAGCAUCUGCUAUUGACAUUGCUAAUAUUUUCAUAACCUACAUCUGGAAACUUCAUGGCCUACCAAAAAGCACGGUAUCAGAUAGAGGCCCUACUUUCAAUGCCAAAUUUAUUUGUCAUCUGUAUAAAAGGCUGGACAUUAAACCCACAUACUCUACAGCCUACCACCCCCAAACAGAUGGUCAGACUGAAUGCAUACAGAGAGAGGCCAAAAUCUUCCUUUGUAUGUUUGGGAAUCAUUGCCAAUCUGAUUGGGUAUCAUUGUUACCUUUGGCCAAGUUUGCUCUAAACAACCUAAAACAAACCUCUACUGGCAAAUCUCUGUUCCAAACAUGCUACAGGUACAAUCCAAGGUUCUCAGCUGGCCAGAAAUCAGAAGAAAUGGUCCCCAAUGUGGACAAACACACAGAGUUCCUGGAAAAAAGGUUAUGA
Molecule: messenger RNA, 459 nt
Organism: Rhizoctonia solani
Lineage: Eukaryota; Fungi; Basidiomycota; Agaricomycetes; Cantharellales; Ceratobasidiaceae
Product: Retrotransposable element Tf2 protein
Exons: 1
Coding region: 1-459 (152 amino acids)
Biological process (GO): DNA integration
Molecular function (GO): nucleic acid binding
Source: RefSeq, a predicted model, not a curated record